GGCAUAUUGACAAUGUCAAAACUUUCGCCAUCCCUCAAAGCCCUCAUCUCAGCACCUCACGCAUUAGGUCGUCCACUCCCUGCUCCUCCUCAACUCACAAGAGUUUUCGACACACUUCGGUCCCGAUCUAGACCUCAUUUGGAAGACGGUACAAUACCUUCAGAACCAUUUUUGGUAUUAGCUACUGCCACACUUGUCACUGUGAACUCGCCAGAGAGUGUACAGAGACUUUGGAAGUAUGCGGUGGAAGGGAGGGAUGUUAUGGGUUCUGCUAGAACGGCUGCUCUCAUGAGGGAAGCAGGUUUAAAAUGUAUAGCUCUCAAUGGGAUCCCACGGACAAUCAACGCUUUGGUAGCACUACGUUCUAUCUUACCAGAAGAAGUGAUAGAUUUGCUUUCGUCGAUACCAACCAGAAAACACACACCGGAAAACAUUCAAUCCAUUUCUUCUAGAGGUAGAGAAAUGUGGGAUAUAAUAUAUUCACCUUUCCAUAAUAAACUUUUAGAUAAAUUAUCAGAUGCUCAUCCGGAUUUACCUGUACAUAUUUUAGAAUCACAUUAUGGACCAUUAUUAUCUGAUCCAUCGCCAACAAAUCGACAAAGUUCCAUACUCUCCACAGGAACCAUAGGACGUACACUUACAUCCAUAAUGGCAAUGUCAUGUCUCCGCGCUCAAACAGGUGUUGAACCUCAAUUGAUCAGUCAUGUUCACGGUCUACAAAAAGCUGCCAAAGAGGAAGAUUCACAAUUGGAUGAGAAGAUAGGGAAAGAAGGAAGAAGUUGGUUGUGUGGUGAUGAUGGUACUAAAUGGGUGUUGGAGAGUGUUGAUGAGAUCAGUUCGUAUGUCAAGGGAGGGGAGAAAAGUUUGGUAGAAAUAUAG
Molecule: messenger RNA, 879 nt
Organism: Tremella mesenterica DSM 1558
Lineage: Eukaryota; Fungi; Basidiomycota; Tremellomycetes; Tremellales; Tremellaceae
Exons: 6
Coding region: 13-879 (288 amino acids)
Source: RefSeq, a predicted model, not a curated record